AUGGAAGAUUCAUUUAUAAAAACGCCUCAAGAAGUACUUGAUGAAUUUCAGGUUGAUAUUAAUAGAGGUUUAACGGAAAAGCAAGUGCACGAGAAUAGGAAAAUAUGGGGGAGAAAUGAACAAUUCAAAGAUCAACUAGUUAUAAUCCUUUUAAUUUCUGCUGCUAUAUCUUUUAUUUUGGCAUUCCUCGAGGAAUCCGAAGAACAGGGAACUGCAUUUGUGGAACCAAUUGUGAUAAUGUUAAUUUUGAUAGCUAACGCUGUAGUCGGUGUUGUACAAGAAAGUAAUGCUGAGAAAGCUAUUGAAGCUUUAAAAGAAUAUUCACCUGAUGAAGCAAAAGUUUUACGUGAUGGACAUCUUGAUAAAAUUCACUCUGAAGAAUUGGUACCCGGCGAUAUCAUUGAUAUUGCCAUUGGUGAUAAGAUUCCAGCUGAUGCUAGAAUAUUGAAAAUAUCUUCAACCACUUUCAGAAUUGAUCAGUCUAUUUUAACAGGGGAAAGUGUUAGUGUGAAUAAAGAUACAUCAAAAAUUAAUGAUCCGCAAGCUGGAAAGCAUGAUCAAAUAAAUAUUCUUUUUACGGGAACAACUGUUGUGAUUGGGAAAGCGCGUGCCAUAGUUGUCAAAACAGGUUCUAAAACAGAAAUUGGAGAAAUUACAAAGACGCUUGGAGAACAAAUAUCCGAGAAAACACCUUUGAAACGUAAAUUGGAUGAAUUUGGUGAUUUACUGGCUAAGGUCAUUUCAGUCAUUUGCAUUCUUGUAUGGAUUAUCAAUAUUCGUCACUUUAAUGAUCCAUCACAUCAUGGUUGGCUUAGAGGCGCUAUUUAUUAUUUCAAAAUUGCAGUUGCCUUAGCCGUAGCUGCAAUUCCGGAAGGUUUGGCAGUAGUCAUCACCACAUGUUUAGCUUUAGGUACAAAAAAGAUGGCAAAAAAAAAUGCCAUUGUGCGAUCUUUGCCAUCUGUUGAGACUUUGGGUUGUACAAGCGUCAUUUGUUCCGAUAAAACUGGAACUCUUACAACUAACCGUAUGAGCGUUCUGUUGGUUGCAUCCGAUUCGGCUGAUUUACAUGAAUUACAAGUAGAAGGUACAAAUUAUUCACCAAUUGGUAACAUAACUGUUGAUGGAAGUAUUACAAAUUUCCUUCCAGAAACAAAUCCAUGUAUUAAUAAUUUGGUGCAAGUCUGUGCAUUAUGUAAUGACUCCUAUAUUUCAUAUGAUGAAGAUACUUCAACAUAUAAUAAUGUUGGUGAACCCACCGAAGCAGCACUUAAAGUACUUGUUGAAAAGUUAGGAACGGAUAGUCGCGAAUAUAAUUCCACUCUAAGUUCAUGUUCACAAAAGGCGCGGACUACAGCUUGUAAUAAUUAUUAUGAGAAUAGAAUUCAACGUUUGAUAACUCUUGAAUUUUCUCGUGAUCGUAAAUCAAUGUCGGUUCUUGGUCAAACGAAUUCUUCUCAAGCUACCUUGUAUGUUAAAGGUGCUCCAGAAUCAAUAUUAGAACGUUGUGAAUUUGUUCGAUUAUCAUCAUCUAGUACUAAAGAUAUUAGGCUUACUCCUGUUAUUCGUGAAAAGCUAAAUGGAAAACUCUUGGAAUUUGGAAAAAAAGGUUUACGAGUUCUCGCUACUGCAAUAAUUGAAAAUUGUAAACCACAAUUAGAAGAUUCAUACCUUCGUGAUCCCUCAAAAUUUGUUCUUCUCGAACAGAAAAUGACUUUUAUCGGUUUAGUUGGUAUGCUUGAUCCACCUCGUCCAGAAGUUAGGGAUUCUAUUCGUAAAUGUAAGACAGCAGGAAUAAGAGUAAUAGUUAUCACAGGAGAUAGCAAAAAUACAGCUGAAGCUAUUUGUAGAUCAAUCGGUGUGUUUGGGGAUGAAGAAGAUUUAAGUGAAAAAUCAUAUACUGGCAGAGAAUUUAGUGAAUUAUCUCCUGAUCAAAAAUCAGAAGUUGUAAAGCGAGCAAAUUUAUUCUCAAGAACCGAACCAUCUCAUAAGAGUGAACUUGUGGAUAUAUUACAAAGUCUUGGUGAAGUUGUGGCCAUGGUAACCCUAAAAAAAGCCAAUAUCGGAAUAGCAAUGGGUUCUGGUACAGAUGUUGCUAAAUUGGCCGCAGAUAUGGUUCUUGCAGAUGAUAAUUUUGCAAGUAUAGAAGGAGCAGUUGAAGAAGGUCGUUCAAUAUAUAACAAUACCAAACAAUUUAUUCGUUAUCUUAUAAGUUCUAAUAUUGGAGAAGUUGUUAGGUAA
Messenger RNA from Diversispora eburnea, 2238 nucleotides. The record is from the annotation of a GenBank genome assembly. Lineage: Eukaryota; Fungi; Glomeromycota; Glomeromycetes; Diversisporales; Diversisporaceae.